This is a messenger RNA of Trypanosoma rangeli, 1038 nucleotides long. Its product is annotated as putative methyltransferase. The transcript has a single exon. The coding region runs from base 1 to 1038 and encodes 345 amino acids. NCBI's taxonomy places the organism in Eukaryota, Euglenozoa, Kinetoplastea, Trypanosomatida, Trypanosomatidae. The record is from RefSeq and is a predicted model, not a curated record.
AUGAUGGAUUUUCUGAAGGAGCUGAAAAAUAUUUUAGUGGAGCAGAAUAAAUUUGUGGUAAUUGCGGCGGUGGCGGCUGUGGCGUCUUCUGCAGUUACCGCGACGACGGUGUGCCUGCUUUCGAAGCGGAAUACGAAAAAAAACGGCAUGAGGGAUGUCAGCGCGGGCGGUGAGGAGCCGCAGAAAAGCCACGAGAUUUAUGAGACUCAGGCCAGUGCUCGGCAGUACAUGGAGUUUCAUUACACUCCUUCUCGAACCAGCUUUGCGCAGCGGUUGCGCACGAUUAGCGAAAGUUUUGAUUUCCCUUUUAGGGUGGCGCAGAAGUUUAAGGAAUUCCUGCCAGAGGCGCAGAGGGAAGACAAGCGUGCGUUGGACAUUGGUUGCGCCACGGGUGCUUCCGUGCUGGAGAUGAGCAAAUACUUUGGAAGUGUCAUUGGGAUUGACUACUCAGAGACUUUUAUUCACUUUGCCAAUGAGAUCUUGAAGGAGAGUGCAGUACAGCACGGUGCUCGGAUAGCCUUCACGGCAGCGGAUCAGGGCGACAUGGAAGUCAGCCGUAACGUGCGUGUGCCACUUGGAGCCUUCCCGAAGCGGUGCCAGUUUUUUCGUGCGGAUGCGAUGGACCUGUUCGAGAAGGGGGAUCACGGUGCGGGGGCGGAGAAGCGGCCACCCAGCCGUUACGCCGAUGUCUCGUGGUAUCAGGUGCCCGCGGGGGAGCUCUUUGACGGGGUUCUCGUGGCCAAUCUCCUCUGCCGCGUACCGGACCCACGCAAGCUCCUGGACGCCUUCCCGCAGCUGCUUCGUAAGGAUGGCAUCCUCGUACUUGCCUCGCCGUACUCGUGGUGGGAGGGAGCGACACCGAAGAGCAAGUGGAUCGGCGGGUUGCCCGGUGGGCCGCGGUCGGAGGAUGCCGUGAAGGAAAUCCUUAUGAAGAACUUUGAUCUCCUCAGUGAGACGGAAGAGGCGUUUUUGAUUCGUGACCACGUCCGGCGCUAUCAAUUGGGGUUCUCCCACUGUACAGUCUGGCGCCGUCGCUGA